AAAAAUCCAGAAACGAGCGUUCAGGAUGUCGAGCGAAGGGGAAGGCAACAUGGUGCUCUCUAAAAUUCCGGAGACAGUUGAUCCUAUGAUCGUAAAGACCCAUUUCCCUGCGGUUUGCCAAAUUCUUGGGCCAAAAGCUAAUAGUUUGUUUGGAACAGAGAGCGCAUAUACUGUCACUAUGUUCAGCGGUAACUGACCAUUCCUCCUUCUAUUCAAGCCCCCAUACAGGCUGGAUAUCUAACUGACCAUAGCUCGGAGGAACAUCAACGGUCGAAGACGGCGGCUACUCGCUUGGAGACGAUGCCCUGGCUUGCUUGAAGGACCUGAAGAAAUGGCUGAAGUUGUAUGAUCAAAAGAUGAAUCGGUUCGAUGUAUACUCUACCCUCUCCAAUGCGGAAUAGCAAGGACUGGCUAACGGGACGGUCCAGGUGGCCCGGUGUAUGGCCGAAGCAAACCUAGUGAAAGGAGACCUACUCGAGAUCCUAAGUGCAUGGGAAGAAGACGAAAUUGAGGAUCGAAUCAAGCAGCGAUUGGCACUCGGUUGCAUCGAAUUACUCGUACCGCUGACAUGGCCAUUCGAGAGGUACAAUGAGCAAACCACCGUUAAUCACCACCGACACAUUCCGGUUCUCCAGUUUGCCCAGGCGGGAUACAAAAAGGCUAUCUUACAGCACCCGUCCAAGAGGAUCCUAUCAAAUGUCGUUCGCGUGGCGCUACCUUCGGUCGCGGUGCCACCGAAUGAGCGGACAGAGAGGGACGAAGGAAUAAUAAAGCUCGUUCUUUACUUUUUCCGGAACCUGGUUAUGAUUGAACACCCGAUGAUUACAGAGACGGACACAGGGGAGGAGAUAUCCCGGAGCGCGACUAUCGAAGCGCUGGAGGAGCAGAAUGUGCUGCAUUUUCUAUUGGUAGUGUCCUCGGGGAUGGGAAUUGAAUUCAAUACGCAGGAUGUUGUCGCUAUGGAGGUUAUAUACCACUUGGUCAAGAGUGUGGAUAUCGAAAAAAUGUUCUUGACAGACGAGCAAGAGUCGCAGAAGCAGGGUCAGGAUCUUACAACACUGCUAAAACUCGAGGACGAGAUGAAGAGAGCUAGCAUUCGGGGCGCAAGUACUCGGCAUAAUAGGUUUGGGACUACGGUGUGGAUAGAGAGAGACGACAAGACACGGUCGUUUGUCUCUGGGCAGGGUGCUCUGCUGGGGAAGUCCACUGGCCUGGUUAAGAUGGAUGCGUCAAAGAAGUGGAGGAAGCCAGGCGGUGCAGAUACAAAGGGGGUAUCCCGCAAGGUGCAUUACAUAUUUCCGCUACUCUUGGACUACAAGCCACUAACUCUAGGGCCUGAUACUAUAGACUGAACAUGACAUGUCACUCACCAUUGAGCGGUGCGCCAAAGCGAAACUCCGCGAGUUCGUCGGGGAGUUCUUAGACGCCGGCUUUAAUCCCCUCUUUGGCCACCUCCGUCGUGCCAUUGAUCGGGAUGCCCAACGCCUUCUAGAAUCAAACCAACAACAGUAUUUCUAUCUAAUAGCUUGGUUUCUCAAAGCCGAGCGCAUGCGUCGCAAAACUCUAGCGGCAGGCUCCAAAGACCCCGCGACUUCCGACUUUGAGAGCUUCGGUCUAGUAGCUUCAGUCCUGAACCAAGAAUCCUUAAUCACCUUAAAUCGCCGAAUGACAGACUGGUUCGACACGAGGCAGUGGACACCCCUACAAUCCGCCAUGCGCUGCUUCACCCAGAUCUUAUUGACAGUCCAGGAUAUGGCUGUUUCGCCACUGGAAGAUGACCAAGAGAUCGCGGAGAACAUCCAGAAUAGAUUAUUCUACGAAGAGGUGACCUUGGACCUCGUUGUCAUGAUCCUACGAGCCUAUACCAAGCAGCCGUUUGGCUGGCUGGACGAUUGCACGGAGAUGGUGCAUGUGCACCUCAAGAUGCUCGAGCGAUUCUCGAAGCAGCAUGAACACAUGUUCGUCCGCUCACGGAAACGCGCUAGAGCGCAGCGCAAGAAGAAUGCUACCGUUGAAGACGGAGCGGAAGGUGUGCCGGAGGAAGAGGAAGGCGAAGAGAUUGCCGAACUAAGUAAGGCUACAAUGAGGGAGCGAGCAUUCAACUACUCGCGAUUCGAGCAGAAGUUCCUCACGCAGAGCUGUGUAGAUACGUUCCUGGCGUUUAUUGGGAACUACAAGGAGUUAAACUAUAGUCAGAUGAAGCGCGCUAUAAUUUUCUUCCAUCGAGUGUUUGUCAAGAGGGAGCAGGAGGUUUUAAUGUUCAGGAUCGACAUUGUUGAGCUGUUUAAUCGAAUUCUACAAGGCCCGGAUGGGCUGCCUAAUAGUCAUCCCGCGAGAAAAGAGAUGGAUCAAUUUUUCAAGCAUUAUAUGCGAAAGUUAGUCAAGAUGCUAGAGAAAAGGCCCGAGCUGUAUGUUGAGCUUUUGUUUACAAAGGUCAACAGCACGAUGCAUUACCUGCAGUUUGGCUAUGACAAGCAGGCUCAGGUUUCUAAGCCAAGGUUCGCCAUGUGAGCUCCCUGUUUCUACAAUAUAUGCUAACCUUUCAAUAGAGAAGCCGCGGAACUACGCAUCAAGCCGGGACUAGAAUUCAACGAGCAAGUCAGUGUAGUAGUGGGUGCUCUGUUGGACGAGAACAAAGGCGAUGCAGUUGACUGGCUAAAAACUGUUCUCUCCACCGCCAUCAGCGAGCGCAAAUCCUGGGAAGCAGAAGAAGAAGCAAGGCUCGCACUAGAGGCUGAAGGCGCAGGUCCAGACUCGGAGACCAAUCCCCAACCUUCCCCUGGAAACCCGCCAUUCAUAAACAUAAAACCAGACAACGAACUCCGCCAAACUGCGUUGCUAAAAGACGGAAAGCUCCGCCUCCUCCUAACAACUCUCAAAUUCGAAAAACUCGACGUAACCGACACCCUCGACACUCGCUGGAUUAUCCCCUCGCAGUUAACUUCUAUAGAAUUGCAAGCCUCCCUCGAGCUCCUCAAGCUAAACACUGACAACCCCCCAGCCUUCCCAGAUGGCCAACUCGCCGAAGACUUCAUCUCCCGAAAACCCAAACCCCGCCCCCGAGUUUUCGAUUCCGACUCGGACUCGGGGCCAGAGCCCCUCUUCGAGCCUGGCGGUCCAACACCCAUGCCCGGCGCUGAAAAGCCCAAAAAGAAGCCCAGCAAGAGGCGCCGUAGAAAGGAUCCCACGGAAUCCGUAGAUUCAGCCUCCGACCUUGAUGACGCCGCGACCGAACGUGCCCUUAAGCGGAGACAAAAAGAGAAGGAGAGAAUGGCCAUGAUAAAGAGUAGUCUGUUCGUGCACGAUAGCGACGACGAGAGUGAUGAAGAGAGGGAUAACCUGUUUUACGAAAAGGAGAAGAUACAGAGGGCCAUGGGACCUGUAGGGUUGGAUGAGAGUGCCGGGCCGCAGAUGGACUUUAUGGAAUAUGGGUUUGGGGGGGCUGACGAGGAUCGGGCAGCAAUCACCGGUGCGGGCGGAGAAAAUAGCAGGAAGAGGAAGAGCGCGGCUGGUGGGCAGGCCGAGGCAAAUAAGAGGAGAGCUGUCGAAAGCGGAAGUAGCGAUGAUGACGAGAGCGGCACAGACAGGGAGAUGUCCGGUGACGACGGUGAUGACAAUGACGAACAGCCCUUUGCAAAAUCAGACGUCCACAUCUCACCCACAAGGCCUAGGCGGAGGGGGCCAGUAGUGGUAUCCAGCGAUGAAGAGGAUUGA
Tuber aestivum (summer truffle) is the source of this 3714-nucleotide messenger RNA. NCBI's taxonomy places the organism in Eukaryota, Fungi, Ascomycota, Pezizomycetes, Pezizales, Tuberaceae. The record is from the annotation of a GenBank genome assembly.